AGAGGAAGCCUGCUGAGAGUGACUCAUCCACAGAGGUCACACAGCAUCACUUCCACUGUACUCUGUUGAUUGAAAUGGAUACAAGUCUGCCUGGAUUCAAGGGGAAGGAACUUAGACCUCUCAUCUUUAUGAAAGGUUCAGUCAGCUGUGAACUCAACUAACUGUGGAUCAAAGAUACUUGAAAAAAACUUCCAGAAAAUUCCACAAGAAAUCCUCUUAAAAGGACAAGGAGAUUGAGAUACACAGACUUCAUAUUCUCUGAAGCUUGGAGACGUCUUUCACUCUGAACCAGAGAAUAAGAGGAGUGAAGUGGAGCAAAGUGAAAAUGCCUCGUGUAAAAGCAGCUCAGGCUGAAAGACAGGGCCCUGCAAAGAGACGUCUUGCAGAACAUUUUGCAGCUGGGGAGAUAAUCACUGAUAUGACCAAAAAGGAAUGGAAACUGGGGUCUCCCGUUGGCCAAGGAGGCUUUGGUUGUAUAUAUCUUGCUGAUAUGAAUUCUUCAAAAUCCGUGGGCAGCGAUGCACCCUGUGUUGUAAAAGUGGAACCCAGUGAUAAUGGACCUCUUUUUACUGAAUUAAAGUUCUACCAGCGAGCUGCCAAACCGGAACAAAUUCAGAAAUGGAUUCGUACCCAUAAACUGAAGUACCUGGGUGUCCCUAAGUACUGGGGGUCUGGUCUACAUGACAAAAAUGGAAAAAGUUACAGGUUUAUGAUAAUAGAUCGCUUUGGGAGUGACCUUCAGAAAAUAUAUGAAGCAAAUGCCAAAAGAUUUUCUCGGAAAACUGUCUUGCAGCUAAGCUUAAGAAUUCUGGAUAUUCUGGAAUAUAUUCAUGAGCAUGAGUAUGUACAUGGAGAUAUCAAGGCCUCAAAUCUUCUUCUCAGCUACAAGAAUCCUGACCAGGUGUACUUGGUAGACUAUGGCCUUGCUUAUCGAUACUGCCCGGAAGGCGCUCAUAAAGAAUACAAAGAAGACCCCAAAAGAUGUCACGACGGCACGAUUGAAUUCACCAGCAUCGAUGCGCACAACGGUGUGGCCCCGUCAAGACGUGGUGACUUGGAAAUCCUUGGUUAUUGCAUGAUCCAGUGGCUUAGUGGCCAUCUGCCAUGGGAGGAUAAUUUGAGAGAUCCUAAUUACGUCAGAGAUUCCAAAAUUAGAUACAGAGAAAAUAUUGCAAGUUUGAUGGACAAAUGUUUUCCUGAGAAAAACAAGCCAGAUGAAAUUGCUAAGUACAUGGAAACAGUGAAGUUACUGGAUUAUGUUGAAAAACCUCUUUAUCAAAAGCUACGAGAUAUUCUUUUGCAAGGACUGAAAGCUAUAGGAAGCAAGGAUGAUGGCAAGCUGGACCUCACUGUUGUGGAGAAUGGAAGUUUGAGAACAAAACCAGUGGCAAAGAAGAGAAAGAAAGAAGCUGAGCAAAGUGUAGAAUGUAGUGUUGAAGAUAUGGAAUGCUCGGAUAAACAGACUGAAGAGGCUACACACACCCGUUCAAAAACCAGAAAGAGAGUCCAGAAGUAAAUACUGUGAACUGGCUUUUCUUUUCUUCCUUUCAUUUGGUUUUCCUCCUUUCAGUUUGACCUUUUCCUCUUUUUCUGUAUUAAGUGUUUUAUUUUCAUGUGAGUCUUAUGGAAAUGGGGGUAACAAUGAAGUAAGUACCUAUGUGUUUGAAAAGCAGACUUUUUUAAAUUAAAUAAAUACUUUAUACAAUUUAUUAAAGCCUAAUUUAUAAAAUUUAACAAUUUUAAGGUUAUACCCUUUAAGUUGUCCCAUGCAGUUUGUUUGCACUUUUAAUUGUUGUAUGUUUUCCAGAGUAUAAAUGUCUGACAAAAGCCUUACUUUUAAGGAAAUACACAACUUAAAAAUAAAGGUCUUUUUUUGCUUGAUACAAAUACACAGUUUGUUGUGACCAUAAGAUUUUAGUUUGUAUUGAUUUCAUUCAGUUUCACAAGCAUUUAUUAAUCACCUGCUAUAUGAAAUGAGAGAUACAAAAAGAAGGGAAAGGAUUAUGGAAGGAAACAUAAUAAGUGUAUGACUGAGAAAUGAAAUAUGUAUUUGAAAGAUUACAUGAGAGUUAGUUAAGUGUGCAAGCUAUAUGAUAAGAAAACAGUAUCACAUGGUGGCAUGAUCAGAGAUUUUAUAGACUGGCUUCCUUUAAGGAAAUACUGUCAAAUAUAUACAUAUGACUUAUUGUUCAUUUACAGGAGAUUGUUUUUCUUACAAGUUUUUUUAUUUUUUUGUAGUGUAUAUUUGUACAGAAAACCAAACACUUCAGAGUUUAAGUGAUUAGAAAUUUUAAAAUGUGGACUUCUUAUAGUUGCAUUAGAAAUAAAGCUUGGAAUUUAAA
Messenger RNA from Odocoileus virginianus texanus, 2342 nucleotides. The record is from RefSeq and is a predicted model, not a curated record. NCBI's taxonomy places the organism in Eukaryota, Metazoa, Chordata, Mammalia, Artiodactyla, Cervidae.